Notodromas monacha is the source of this 840-nucleotide messenger RNA. The record is from the annotation of a GenBank genome assembly. Lineage: Eukaryota; Metazoa; Arthropoda; Ostracoda; Podocopida; Cyprididae.
AGAUGCAACACCUUAUGCAGGCUGUUCUUCAUCAAACCCAAAUCCCAAAGAACAGUAAGUACAAUAGGCAACAUCUUCUAAAAUUACGUUUCAUUAAAAACCUUGUGAAAAUUUCGCAUUUGUGCGCCUUGCAAUAUGAUGGGGGAUCUGGACUUAUUGGAAAUGAAACGAGUGAUGAGCACUGAAGCGACAUCUGCAGAGGAAGAAACGCAGCUGAAACGGUCUCGGUCCCGCUCUGUGAUCCGCCAUCAGCAUCAGCACUUCCCUGCUGCUGAUGACUCGAAUGUCAUCAUAUCGUCCACUCUGGACGCCAUCUUGGAUGCAGUGACGUGUUCCAUUUGCAUGGAGCUCGUGCACAAUGCUGUGUCUCCGUGCCAAUGUUUGCACGCCUUCUGCGGGGGUUGUCUGUCAUCGUGGAUCUUUCGGCAGGGCACACCGAGGGUCAAUUGCCCCAAGUGUCGCACCAACAUGCGUUCAGUGUCGGUGAACCACUUGGCCUGCAGUGUUUCUGCAGAACUGGAGAAGGUUCGUCCAGAAGAUGCCAAAGCACCCAAGGACAAGAUUCUUUUGGACCAGGCCAACAGGUUCAGUGGGAAAAAGAUGUUCCAUCUGGCGGAAAUGUUCAAUGCCGAGUACGGCAGUCGUACUGCAAGAGGAGGACGGAGAAGAAGAGUACGGAAUCCAGCCUCAACAUCCCCAACGCCAUGAAAUCCAUCCACCAACUCUUGUUGUUUCUGAUGAAUCAAAACUUCUGAUUUUCUUGUGUUGCACCAGUCAUCUAUAUUUAUGCCAGGAGGGAAUACAUAAUGAAACUUGAUUUUUUUUUAUCAAUUUACAUAA